AUGAGGGUGCGAUUGACGCCGUUGCGCCUCGUGUGCGUCGCCAUAACCCUCGUGACCUUCCUCUUCACCUCCCUUGUCUUCCGGCUAUGGCGGGGCGAGCGCGGCUACGACAUACUGCAGGAGCGGCCCCCUCCCGCUGGGCCCGCGCCCGUCGCUCCGGUGCACUUUGGUGAGGAGUGCUCGCCCUUCACCGCCGGCGUCAUGGAGCGCGUCACCAUUGUGCUGAAGAUUGGCGCCGGGGAAGUCGCGACCCAGCUGCCGCUGUAUCUCAACCGAUUGGGAAGGUGCAAGCAGGACCUGCUCAUCUUCUCGGACCGCAAGGACUCGCUCAACGGCUUCGAGAUUGCCGACGCCCUCGCCCACCUGCGCCCGGAGUACAAGUUCAACAACCCCGACUUUGACGUAUACGACCGCAUACAGGCCACGAACAGCACCCAGGACAAGACGGAGGAGGGGUGGCGGCUGGACAAGUACAAGUUCCUGCCCAUGAUGGAGUGGACGUCAUACAUGCGGCCCGAGUCGGAGUGGUAUGUCUUCCUGGAACUCGACACCUACGUCAACUACGACAACCUCUACCGCUUCCUCUCCAAUUUCAACCCCAAGACGGCCCACUAUUUCGGAUCCCCCGUUUGGCCCAAGAAGAAGACCACCUUCGCACAUGGUGGGACUGGCUUCGUGCUAUCGCGCGCGGCGCUGGACAAGAUCAUGGCGCUGGGCAGGAUGUUUGGCGAGAACAAGCACUUCCCCGGGACACACUUCUUCGGCGUCGACGUCAAGAAGCAAUGCUGCGGGGACGAGAUGCUAGCGCAGGUGCUGAAGAAGAGCGGAGUCUCCCUCCGCGGAUACUGGCCCAUGUUCAACGGCGAGAAGCCCUUCAGCAUGCGCUUUGACAACGAGCAGUGGUGCGAAGCCAUCAUGACGAUGCACCACCUCGGCGAAGACGACUUUACACGACUCUCCCAAUGGGAACAAGCGCGAUCGCAUCCCGAACGGCCGCUCAUGUUCGAAGAGCUCUUCACGAUGAUCGAGCCACACUUGCAGGAGAGGGCCGAAGACUGGUCCAACAUGUCCGAAGACGUCACAUACCGAAAAGGCAAGACAGCCUCCAAGUCCUUCGACAAAUGCCAACGGGCCUGCGCGAAAGACGGCCGCUGUCUCCAGUUCGAACACGACGGCAUCGAAUGCCGCCUCGGAUACUCCAUCCGAUUAGGCCACCACCAGAGCCGCGAGGGUGAGCGCUCAUGGGUGUCUGGGUGGAUGCUAGGCAGGAUAAAAGCUUUCAAGCAGGCUCGCUCGCCUUGCCAGGGCGCACGUUUCGUUCAUUCGAAUCCUUGA
This is a messenger RNA of Alternaria incomplexa, 1335 nucleotides long. RefSeq lists its product as uncharacterized. Bases 1 to 1335 code for a protein of 444 amino acids. Gene Ontology annotation, molecular function: glycosyltransferase activity. Gene Ontology annotation, cellular component: membrane. The transcript has a single exon. Lineage: Eukaryota; Fungi; Ascomycota; Dothideomycetes; Pleosporales; Pleosporaceae. The record is from RefSeq and is a predicted model, not a curated record.